Messenger RNA from Eptesicus fuscus (big brown bat), 4408 nucleotides. It is a transcript of the gene PAQR8, whose product is annotated as progestin and adipoQ receptor family member 8. Gene Ontology annotation, cellular component: plasma membrane. The transcript has 2 exons. The record is from RefSeq and is a predicted model, not a curated record. Gene Ontology annotation, molecular function: nuclear steroid receptor activity; steroid binding. Gene Ontology annotation, biological process: response to steroid hormone. Lineage: Eukaryota; Metazoa; Chordata; Mammalia; Chiroptera; Vespertilionidae. Bases 119 to 1183 code for a protein of 354 amino acids.
UCCCCAGUGCAGCGCGGGCCGGGGUCACAGCCGCCUGCGGGAAGCUGGGAGCCAGGGACCCAGCGGACCCAAAGCUGCCCUGACGGCUGCAUCCCCCGCCCUGCCGUGCCAGGCAGCCAUGACGACGGCCAUCCUGGAGCACCUGAGCACCCUGUCGGUCAGUGGGCAGCAGCUGCGCCGCCUGCCCAAGAUCCUGGAGAAUGGGCUUCCCAAGAUGCCUUGCACCGUCCCCGAGACAGAUGUGCCCCAGCUGUUCCGGGAACCUUACAUCCACACCGGCUACCGCCCCACGGGCCACAGGUGGCGCUACUACUUCCUCAGCCUCUUCCAGAAACACAACGAGGUGGUCAACGUCUGGACCCACUUGUUGGCGGCCCUGGCCGUCCUCUUGCGAUUCUGGGCCUUUGCCGAGGCCGAGGCCUUGCCCUGGGCCUCUGCCAGCACCCUGCCCCUGCUCCUCUACGUCCUGUCCUCCAUCACGUACCUCCUGUUCAGCGUGCUGGCCCACCUGCUGCAGUCCCAGUCGGAGCUCUCCCACUACACGUUCUACUUCGUGGACUACGUCGGGGUGAGCAUUUACCAGUACGGCAGCGCCCUGGUCCACUUCUUCUACACCUCCGACCAGGCCUGGUACGAGCACUUCUGGCUCUUCUUCCUGCCGGCAGCUGCCUUCUGCGGCUGGUUGUCUUGCGCCGGCUGUUGUUAUGCCAAGUAUCGUUAUCAGAAGCCUUACCCAAUCAUGAAGAAGGUAUGUCAGGUGGUGCCCUCAGGGCUGGCCUUCAUUCUGGACAUCAGCCCCGUGGCCCACCGAGUAGCCCUGUGCCACCUGGCUGGCUGCCAGGAGCAGGCCGCCUGGUACCACACCCUCCAGAUCCUCUUCUUCCUGGUCAGCGCCUACUUCUUCUCUUGCCCGGUUCCUGAGAAGUACUUCCCCGGUUCCUGUGACAUUGUGGGCCACGGGCAUCAGCUCUUCCACGUGUUUCUGUCCAUUUGCACGCUUUCCCAGCUGGAGGCCAUCCUCCUGGACUACCAGGGGCGGCAGGAGAUCUUCCUGCAGCGCCACAGCCCCCUGUCUGUCUACGUGGCCUGUCUGUCCUUCUUCUUGUUGACCGCCUGCAGCACCACCACUGCAGCCCUCCUGAGGCGCAAAGUCAAGGCCAGACUGAUGAAGAAAGAGUCCUGAGGCUGGCAGGGUGGGCAGGCUGUGGAGGCACCCCAUUGCGAUUUGGGGGAAAUGUGAUACAAAAACAGGAGCUGACUUUUUGUUUUUAAGAGUCUUAAUGUGUAUUAAUGGCUUUGACAUUAAUACAUAUAUCCAAGGAUAUGCUGUGGCCAUGGCUUUGGGAAGCCAAAGGAUUCAAGAGUUAUGUUGUUAUAGUUGUUAAUAAAAGGAGUGUUCCUUUUCCGUCUAGGUCAUACAUAGCCUUUCAAGACACAGGAAAGGAAGGGACCUUGGCUAAGAAUUUAUGGGGCACUGAAUUAAGGACCUUCUUCAUACCUGAAAAUUCAGUAAAAUUCUGAGUAAGGCCUCCAGGGGCAAGUCCUGGAGCUGGAGGGAUGAUAAACUUGAACUGGAAAACAAGGAGGUGGCUGGUCCACACCAUACUGGACCGACCAUCCUACUAUGCUGGUCUUUGGUAAUUGAAUAAAUUGACCCAAGGACCCAUAUUCCUUUGGGUUUCAGAUUGUCCAAGGUGGAGAAUUCAGACUCUUCAAGAUUCAGUGAAACCUUCAGACAGUGAAUUAUUUAGUUCAUCUGAUUUCUGAUCGCUCCUCUCUCACCAAACUCUAACUCUGACCCUUUUCUCAGGAUGACAUCUCUCUGGCUAUUUCCUAUAAAGUGCUGUUCACUCCCUUCAGAUCUUGGUAAUAUACAGGACUGUGAAGUAGUUGCGUGGAUCCAUGUGAUAUCCAGGAAGCUUAUUCUCAUAUAAUACUAAUGCAAACGGUACUAGAAAGUACAGUGCCAAGAGCCACCAGGAGGCCCAGCCAAUAAGCUUGGAUACUGUUUGGUAUCAUAGGGCCCACUGUUCUAUACCUGUGGACUGGAGGAUUACUUGAGGUCUGUUACAGCUGCCUGACAGGCCAGAAGAUUUGGGGCUUGCUCCAGGGAGUCUUCUCCAGAUGUUGGCCAGCGUGUUAGAAUGAAUUGGUUCUAAGCCCCUGGUAGAAUGAAUUGGUUCUAAUUAUUUCAAGAGGAACCCAAGGCCCAGCCUUUUAAGUACAUGCCACACCACAAAGGACCCACAUAACUAGCCCAGUUCAGGGUCCUCAGACAGGCACUUAGCCUCAGCUGAGAGCUGAACCCUUAAAAUAGUCAAGCCCCAGGACAGGAAGUGUGUGUGCGCACUGUGGGUUGGUCACCGGGGACUCCUUUGAGUAUGAAUGAAUGGUGAGUUGGGAACCCUGUAGCUAGAAUGUCCUAUUUCGGACAUCACUGCCCAGCAACUUCUACGGGAUAAGUGGUACUUGCCAUUGAUGUGUUCUGGCCAUGCAGCCUCCUGAGGACCAACUUCGCUCUAGUCCAGUGAGAGAGGCUGCGUUGACAGAGGAGCCGCGGGAGGCUGCGUUUCCUAUCAGUAUAAGGUUCCUAUUUACCGAAAAGGGAAGUGGUUUGUUUUCACUCCACUUUGACAAACAUCUUGUAUUACUAGAUAUCUCGUUGUCUUCAAAUCUUUGUUUUCUUUCUUUCUCUGAGAGAUGUGUGGGUUUGUGCCUUAUAAAUGGAAAUGUAUGAACACUCCUUAAUAUAUGGCCAUGUGAAAUUUGCAGUUUGGGGUUACUGGGAUAAGAAAAAAAGAAUUUGUUGCUUUUCAACCAGUGGAUGAAGGAUUGUUCAUCAAUCAAAAGACUCUUUCAACCUGCUUAUUUUGGCAAAAAAAAAAAAAAAGAAGAAGAAGAAGAAGAAGACGGGGAGGAGGAGAAAGAAAAAUAUUCAACUGAAGCUUUCCUAUAAUCUUUAUGUCAAGAAAAUGUAUGUCUUGUCAGCUAUGUAGAUUUCCUAGCUGGGUGCCUCUUUUAAUCCCCAAAUAAUACGUGAACUUCUGUGCUACCCAAGUGUCUUACACGAGCUUUCUGGUGUCUAGGCCAAAUCCACCACAAAUAAAGUUAGCAAACUGAAUGGGGUUGGACUAAGCAAGGGCAUGGGGGAGUUGUGCAAACACAUUACAAGUAGAGGGUCAGUUUAAAAUGGGGAAUAGAAAGUGCUUGAAAUGUUCAUUAGUAUGGAUUCAAAGACCAUGUUCUUUUAAAAGUUGGAAGGAAGAUGUAAGUCAAGCUCUUGGAUGUAACUGGUGGUCAUGGUGGGCCGAGAUCUUGAGGCCAAAUGCAGGUCUUCUUUAAAAAAGAGAAAACAGAAAGUAGGGCAGUGAUUUUGAAAUGUAGACCAAUGCCAGCCUGCACACUGUAAAUGGUCUGUAACAAGAUAAGUACAAGAUAGACCAAACUUGUAGAUAUUGCCAUCCAAUUCUUAGUUUAAUUUACACAAGUGUUGGUCUCUCAAGUGAUUGAAAUUUUUUUAAAGUUUUCACCACAGAUAUUUGAGAAGCCUUGAGGUAGGGGAUAGUAAUAUGUAAACACAGGAAAUGCAGAUGUUUGUUCGUUAAUACUCAGACUUUUAAGGGAUUAAAUACUCUUUUAAAACAUCUUCAUUAACACGAGUGUAUGGUAAGGAACCAACUUGGUUUGUUUAAAAGAAAUAAUUAUUGAUAAAGGAGAUAAGUGCUUGCCUUUCUCCACCAGACCCUCUCAAAUAAUUGGCAUCUGCUGGAAAUUCUGCUCAUUAUCUCUCUCUCUUUUUUAAACAAAUACUUUCAACCUAUUAAAAUGUAAAUGCCUCUGAAAAAAACUAAUCUAUCAGUCAUUUUACAUAUUAUGAAUAAAAAUUCUAAUGGAUUUAUAUCGGACCCUAGUCAGAGUAGGAUGAGGGGAUGGUAGGACGUACCAGACUGGGGACAUAUUUGCCCAUUUCUCCCUUGCCAAGUCCUUCCUGACCUAUAUAUUUAAUUAGCAAGCUGAUGUUGAUACUCUUUCAAUGGUAGGGUUUCAUUUCGCACGUCGGCUGAAAGUACCUCAUUCUGCAACAUUUUCAAUCCUCUACUGGAAGCUUGAAAAACAGCAGGAGCUCAGGCCACGCAAUGAAGGUCCUACAUUCCUGCUUAUGUUGCCCACCUUUUACAAAUUGUACCUUAAGGUCUGACGAUUGCUGCACUGUAGUUUCAAGUAGACCCUCCAGAUGGCACUCACGUCUUACUCAGAGAGGGCCCAGCCAUUGCCUCAAGGUCUCAGUCUGCAGGUAGUGUUGGAUACAGUGUUUUGCUUGAUUGCUUGGCAAGGAAACAUUGGAACUAUUUUCUGUUUAUUUAAAUCUACUUACAGAAAUGACCAUUAAACUGAUUUUGUAUAUGAA